Messenger RNA from Choloepus didactylus (southern two-toed sloth), 1182 nucleotides. Its product is annotated as keratin, type I cytoskeletal 18-like. Gene Ontology annotation, molecular function: structural molecule activity. The coding region runs from base 1 to 1155 and encodes 384 amino acids. Lineage: Eukaryota; Metazoa; Chordata; Mammalia; Pilosa; Megalonychidae. Gene Ontology annotation, biological process: intermediate filament cytoskeleton organization. The record is from RefSeq and is a predicted model, not a curated record. Gene Ontology annotation, cellular component: keratin filament. The transcript has 4 exons.
AUGAGUCAAGAUGUCCAUUCUUGGAUGAUUCUCAUCCCAGACCAGGUCGUUAGUCUGAAUCUCAACCCCACCGGAGCCUCAGAACUUGGUAGCCUCAUGUGGAACAAGACAAGGAUGCAAGCCCUCAACGACCACCUAGCCUCCUACCUGGACAGGGUAAGAAGCCUGGAGACUGAGAAUCGGAGACUGGAGGGCAAAAUUUGGGAACACCUGGAGAAGAAGGGACCCCAGGUCAGGGACUGGAGCCACUACUUCAAGAUCAUCGAGGAACUGAGGGCUCAGAUCUUUGAGGUUUCUGUGGACAACGCCCGCAUCGUUCUGCAGAUUGACCAUGCCCGGCUGGCUGCAGAUGACUUCAGAGUCAAGUACGAGACUGAGCUGGCCAUGCGCCAGUCUGUUGAGAGCGACAUCCAUGGGCUCCGCAAGGUCAUUGAUGACACCAACGUCACCCGGCUGCAGCUGGAGACGGACAUCGAGGCUCUCAAAGAGGAGCUGCUCUUCAUGAAGAAGAACCAUGAGGAGGAAGUAAAGGGCCUACAAGCACAGAUUGCCAGCUCUGGGCUGACCGUGGAGGUGGAUGCCCCCAAGUCUCAGGACCUCAGCAAGAUCAUGGCAGACAUCCGAGCCCAGUAUGACGAGUUGGCUCAGAAGAACCGAGAGGAGCUGGACAAGUACUGGUCUCAGCAGAUUGAAGAGAGCACCACAGUGGUCACCUCUCAGUCCGCUGAGAUAGGAGCUGCUGAGAUGACACUCACGGAGCUGAGACGUACUGUCCAGUCCUUGGAAAUUGACCUGGACUCCAUGAGGAAUCUGAAAGCCAGCCUGGAGAACAGCCUGCGGGAGGUGGAAGCCCGCUAUGCUCUGCAGAUGGAGCAGCUCAACGGGGUCCUGCUGCACCUGGAAUCGGAGCUGGCACAGACCCGGGCAGAGGGGCAGCGCCAGGCCCAGGAGUACGAGGCCCUGCUGAACAUCAAGGUCAAGCUGGAGACUGAGAUUGCCACCUAUCACCGCCUGCUAGAAGAUGGAGAGGACUUCAGUGUUGACGCCCUGGGCUGCAGCAACUCCAUGCAAACCAUCCACAAGACCACCACCCGCAGGAUCGUGGACGGCAAAGUGGUAUCUGAGACCAACGACACCCAAGUUCUGAGGCACUGAGGCAGCAGAAGCAGGGUGCCCUCUGGG